AUGGUCGUGCUGGGGCUGUUCCAGAUAGCCUUCAGCACCGUGUGCGUCGUCAGCGGCUUCAUGGACGGCGUCUUCAGAACGGAGUCUCAGCUGGGCAAAACCAGAGCUCCCAUUUGGGCUGGGAUGGUGAUGGGAGUCCCAGGCGUCCUGGCGCUCAGAAGUUCGAAACCUUUACUGGUGAAUGUGCUGAUAGUUGCCUCCAUAAUCUCUUAUGUUGCUAUCCUCAUCGUAAUCGUUUAUAGCUCCCUCACACUGAACUAUGGUGAAGAAGAGGACCUGAGUUCUGCCCCAGUCCAUGUUAUCCAUACCAAGUUCGUACUUAAUAAAGUAGUCAAGGGGGCUAACGUAGCCAUGCUAGCUGCAUCUCUCUGCAGUGCCUUUGUUGUGCUGGUGAUGGCUUACUUGGGAUGCCGGAGUCUUCCACGUUGCUCGUGCUACGAUAGCGUAACUGGGAUGGAAUGGUUGCAACCUAGUGAGGACCAAAAUCAGGCUGUGGAGAUGGUUUGCGCCGUACAAAGCCCUGGGGACAGAAUUUUUAACUUCCCAGAUCGGUUUCCAGCCCAGGACUUAGAUGCAGAGGAAGACGCAUCCAAACCUCCACCAUAUAUUAGAAUGGCUUGA
Molecule: messenger RNA, 621 nt
Organism: Nipponia nippon (crested ibis)
Lineage: Eukaryota; Metazoa; Chordata; Aves; Pelecaniformes; Threskiornithidae
Source: RefSeq, a predicted model, not a curated record